CGCUUGGUGGAUUUUCAGUCCAGAGUAUGUCCAUUACGGAAUCCCAACUGGUCUUUGCAGAGAGGUUUUGGAAAGGAUGACAGAAAGCCUGGUAGUUUCCCUCAUUGAUAACAGCAAUCAAGGAACCGAUGCAGAGAAGCAAGAUGUUAAGGACAAGAGUAAGAUGACAAUUUUAAUGCGUGUUUUAUGUGUAAUAUUCUUCAUUUUAAAUAUUCUUCUAAUUAUUGUCCUAGUUUUAAAACAUAAGAGUACUCAGUAUUCCUGCCCAGAUGAUUGGAUUGGUUUCCAGAACAAAUGCUAUUAUUUUUCUAAAGAAGAAGGGGAUUGGACUUCAAGUAGACACAACUGUGUAACUCAACAGGCUGACCUAACUAUGAUUGAUACCAUGGAAGAAAUGAAUUUUCUUGUGCGAUACAAAUGCACUUCUGAUCACUGGAUUGGACUGGAAAUGACAGAAAAUAAAUCAGGACAAUGGGUAAAUGGAACCAUAUUUAACAAAUGGUUUCUUGUGAGAGGAAAUGAAAAAUGUGCUUACCUCGAUGAUGAUGGUGUAGCAACAGCUAGGUGCUAUGCAGAAAGAAAAUGGAUCUGCAGGAAGAAAAUGCACUAAUGUGUCAAUAGUGGAAUUACAACAUGGAUGACCUGGAUCUUUACUUUUUUACAUCAAUUUUAGAAGACUCCCG
Nyctereutes procyonoides (raccoon dog) is the source of this 683-nucleotide messenger RNA. It is a transcript of the gene CLEC2B, whose product is annotated as C-type lectin domain family 2 member B. The record is from RefSeq and is a predicted model, not a curated record. Bases 77 to 610 code for a protein of 177 amino acids. The transcript is spliced from 7 exons. Lineage: Eukaryota; Metazoa; Chordata; Mammalia; Carnivora; Canidae. Gene Ontology annotation, cellular component: external side of plasma membrane.